AUGUCUGUAUCAACGGAGAGCAGCAUCCCACCUCCCUCGAUAGAGGCCCUCUUGGAAAAGCUCAAGUCUGCACAGGACGGACUGUCCACCACUACUAUUCCACGCCGUGGUCCGGCCGUGCCACCUCCGCUGCCUCCCCGAGGGGGAGAGGCUGAAUGUCCCUGCGAGAUUGAAUUUCGCCUCCAGGCUCUGCAUGUCAUCGAGGACAGAGGCGUCGACCAGUUCAGAGAGGUGCUCAAGCGGCGAGAAGAGGACGAUGCUGUGCUCAGGCGUCGCCGUCAACCUCUUCACAACCGAGUUCAAGCCUGUCGAGCGUGGGAGAAUAAUGCAUUCGCUCGUUUUAGCAAAGAUAUCGAGACACAGAGGACGAUCCUGCUGGGCCAGCAGAGAGCUCUCGAGGGAGAGCUGCGACAGACGGAAACCAGUCCUCAAUACAAGUGCAUCCCGCAGAGACACCCAUUCCCUCGCAUGCUAUCACCACCACCUGGAUAUCCCUCCCCUGAUAGCCUUGUUUCUGCGGUCGAGUCCAGGCCGAGUACUUUCCCAGAGGCCACCACUGUUGUCCGCAAGCAAAGCCAGGAGCUGGACGACGAUGAAGGGGUGAGACCUGAAGACAUGCUUGAGUUCGAGGGAGAGAAAGAGAUGCCAGACGUCGCUGCCGAAGAAGCCAGCCGGGCGAUGCCGACAACAACAAUAAUCAGAAAAGCCACACCUCUGGUUGCAUCAGAAACUCCCACGCCUUUUGGCAUUGGUGCACGCAUGCCAUCGUCGCCUGGUCCUCGCCAGAGGAGAUUGCGGGCUCUGAGACCCCGUCCUCCACCGAUUCCUCCCUCACAGACGUGGACUCGCAGGCCUGCGCAAGUCGAUGCGGACCCUUUUUUCUCCAUAACACUCCCACCUCAGUUCCCCGUUCGUCCCGUUCUUCCUGUUCUUCCUGUUCUUCCAACCCCUGACCGCCCUCUCCCUCUUGUUCUCCCCCCACGCGCGGCCCAUGGCAAGCCCAGGAAUCCUCGCCCUCGCCCUCGCACCCAAUACCUGAAGGUUGGAGGAGGGAGCAUCUCAGUCAUGCUGCCGGCGUUGAACGUCAACAUCUCGCAGAUCUACCAUGAGGCGGGCGAGGUCUUUUACCGGGCGGCCCAUCGGUCCAUCAUCACGGCCAAAAGGGGCGGGCCUACACACAACGGCUACUACGUGUCGUUGGAGCGAGCCAUCUUCUUUUGCCACGGGAUGAAGUUGCACCGGAUCGUCGAGGAUCUGGAGCAGCUGCGGUCCAAGUACUGUCCAGACAGCCAGCCGCCGACCGGCGGCGACCGCAGUCAAUGGCUGGAAACCGUCUUGACGUAG
Molecule: messenger RNA, 1344 nt
Organism: Fonsecaea erecta
Lineage: Eukaryota; Fungi; Ascomycota; Eurotiomycetes; Chaetothyriales; Herpotrichiellaceae
Exons: 2
Coding region: 1-1344 (447 amino acids)
Source: RefSeq, a predicted model, not a curated record